ACCAGCGAUAAUCUUCAAGUCGCAACGAAAACAGAGCUCCCACAAUGGCCCCCAGCAAGACACGGACAGUCAAAAACAAACACGCGGGCUCCAAGAGCGGCGCGGGCGCCCCCGGAAAGGGAGGAGCCUCGAAGCGCUCCUCCACCGAUGGCGUCUCCAAGUCCAAGAAGCCAAAGGGCCCCGUCGUGUCGCAGCAGGUCAAGGAGAAGAACCGCGCCCUGCUGAUGAAGAGGCCGAAGAAGAAGACGUACACGGCGGAGGAGCUGGGGAUCCCGACGCUCAACAUGAUUACGCCCGUGGGCGUCGAGAAGCCCAAGGGCAAGAAGAAGGGCAAGGUGUUUGUGGACGACAAGGAGAGCAUGACGACUAUUCUAUCGCUUGUUCAAGCUGAAAAGGAAGGCCACAUCGAAUCGAAGAUCAUGAAGGCCCGGCAAAUGGAGGAAAUCCGUGAAGCCAGAAGGCUGGAGGCUGAGAAGAAGUCAGCCGAAAAGAAGGCGAAAUUCGAGGACACCAAGGAGUCUCUGCGCAAGAAGCGCAAGAGAAAGAACGAUAGCGAAGGCGGCGAUAACCUGAAGAGCAUAUCGCAGACAGGCUCAAAAGCGGUCAAGGGGUCGAAGAAGAAGGUGUCAUUCGCAUGAUGCGCACUAGGCAUGUAAUUGGGAGGGGAGAGGGGAGGCUAUGGAAAUGUACAUUGCAUCGAAUUGGUUGCUUUUCCUACGGGCGCAUGGAGUUGGGGCAUAUCAUCAAUAG
Molecule: messenger RNA, 750 nt
Organism: Trichoderma reesei QM6a
Lineage: Eukaryota; Fungi; Ascomycota; Sordariomycetes; Hypocreales; Hypocreaceae
Exons: 2
Coding region: 45-638 (197 amino acids)
Biological process (GO): intracellular mRNA localization; ribosomal large subunit biogenesis
Cellular component (GO): preribosome, large subunit precursor; nucleolus
Molecular function (GO): mRNA binding
Source: RefSeq, a predicted model, not a curated record